UUUAAACCCUCCAAUAAAUAAUAACGAUCAACUGCCUAUAACACGUGUGAGCCUGUCACACGUACGUCGAUAAUCCCUACACUCCCCUCGCAAGUCAUCUCCACCGGAGAUGGCGGCGCCGUGCGACGGAGGAUCAGAACCUCACGCAGGUGGCGCGCCGUCGAAGUGCUCGUGCGGCUCGAACAACUGCGCGGAAUGCGGUCGGAGGCGAAUGUCGACCUCCAGCCUGCCAUCAUCGUCGUCCUCCUGUUCCCUGCUGAGCUUCGAUUCGUAUCCAGUUCAGGACUACGAUAAGACAUGGAGAGUUUUCACGGCCACUGUCAAAGGCUUCGCCAUCGGUGCUGGACUUAAAGGUGGACUGGCCAUCUUCGCUUUUCUCACCCGCCUUCGCCGCCGGCGAUUACUACCGGCUUCCAAGAAAGUUGAAAUGGCUUCAAUCAGUGCAGAUAUGGCUUUGGCUUUGAAAGAGACUCUAAGAUAUGGAUUAUUUCUCGGUUCAUUUGCUGGGACAUUUGUGACUGCAAAGUGGAGAGCUUUGCUGGCGGGUGCGCUAGCCGGCCCAUCAAUGCUGCUGACUGGGUUGGAUACUCAGCACACAAGUUUGGCAAUUUACAUUUUCAUGCGUGCCACUGUAUUGGCUUCGCGUUGUGGGAUAAAAAGCAAGAAAUUUGGUCAUAUAUGUAAGCCUCUAACAUGGGCACAUGGAGAUCUUUUCCUUAUGUGUCUCUCCUCUUCUCAAAUUCUGUCAGCUUACAUAUUGAAGCAAGAUAGUUUGCCCUUAUCAUACAAGUCGUUUCUCAAUAAACAUGGGGCGAAGGAUUCUGUCAUCCUGAAUGGUGUGAGAGAGAUUGCAUCUGGUUUGCCUGUCACUAAAUUGGAAGCUAUAGAAAAGUUCUAUGAGUCCAAUGGUGUCAAUAUUAAGUUAGAUCCACAGAUGAAAAUACCAUGCUCGAUAAUUCAUGGGAAUCAAGGAUGUGUUACACAUUUUUUAACCUUUCUCCUUCAAGCUUAUAAAAGAGCAUUACCAGUUUAUCUUCCUGUCUAUUUAAUUCCUGCCCUCAUCGUACAUCGUCAAGGUCUCUUGAAGAGGCCUUACACAAUUUUAUGGAAAGGUCUGUUUGGUACCGUAAGGUCAAGCUUGUUCCUCUCAACGUUAUGGACAUGCAUCCUGUUCAGAAUUUUGAAGAGAUGUAACAUUCCCAUGGUGGCAAUAGGAACGUUUCCAACUGGUCUGGCUCUAGCAAUCGAGAAAAAGAGCAGAAGAAUAGAGAUAUCCUUGUACUGUCUUGCACGAGCAAUCGAGAGCUUUUUUACGUGCAUUGCCGACACAGGACACUUGCCUCAUUCUAAACGUUUUAAAAGAGCUGAUGUUGUGGUGUUCAGCAUAUCAACUGCAAUAAUAAUGCACUGUUAUGCAAUGGAGCGUGACGUGUUCCGUUCAAAGUACCUAAAUGUUCUCGACUGGGUGUUUGGUGUUCCUCUCUCUCCGUAUGUGGCCACCCCACGUAAGAACCAAAGGCAAAACAGUGCCGAUUUUUAAGGGUCGUUCACUCAUCGACUCUUAAUUUGUUGGGCAUGUCUGUUUGAGGAUUGUAUGUGCCCUUUAUUGUCAGGGGUUGGAUUAUAUGAAAUUGCCUCUCUCAACAGGUUGUACAAGGUUUUUAGUUUUAAGGAAACAUAUCAUAGAUUCUUCAUUGCUUUGUGGAUUAUUUCGUUUUGCCCAUAUAUAUUUGUUUGUUUAUUUGUUCGUUUGUUUGGUUUGUACUGACUUCAGAAUGCGGCUAAAAAAUUUUCCCAGG
Striga asiatica is the source of this 1799-nucleotide messenger RNA. NCBI's taxonomy places the organism in Eukaryota, Viridiplantae, Streptophyta, Magnoliopsida, Lamiales, Orobanchaceae. The record is from the annotation of a GenBank genome assembly.